This is a messenger RNA of Limulus polyphemus (Atlantic horseshoe crab), 1607 nucleotides long. RefSeq names its product U7 snRNA-associated Sm-like protein LSm11. The transcript has 3 exons. The coding region runs from base 252 to 1592 and encodes 446 amino acids. Gene Ontology annotation, molecular function: U7 snRNA binding. NCBI's taxonomy places the organism in Eukaryota, Metazoa, Arthropoda, Merostomata, Xiphosura, Limulidae. Gene Ontology annotation, cellular component: U7 snRNP. Gene Ontology annotation, biological process: mRNA 3'-end processing by stem-loop binding and cleavage. The record is from RefSeq and is a predicted model, not a curated record.
ACACCGAAAAAUACGGUAGGUUGUUAUAUGACCUGUGCUUUGAGUUAGAAGUUGGAGUGAGUUUGACAGAACGAUGUUCGUAAGUCUGUCUGUAUAUAAAGUAUAUUUUGUACUUGUAAGUUACAAGUUCAUGACUACCAGUUUAAACUUCUCUGUAAAAUAAUAAACAAAUUUCAAAAUGAAAAAGGAUUCAUAUGAUUUAUUUUUUAUAAAAAACUCUCAUUAGACUUUAGUUAAAGAGAAAAACAAAGAUGUCGACCCAAGAGCAUGAUAAACAAAUACUAGAUCUAACUUCACCAGAAUUUGAUGCUCUGACAGCAUUACAAAAUCCAGGUAAUGUUAUACUACCUUGCCCAAAUGCUAGAACGUUUAAUAACAUUGCUGAAUAUACCACAUUUGCAUUUGGACGAAAAGAACGAGAAACUGAAAAGAAUACAGAUAAAACAGGCUCCAAGUCAAAACUGAAGAAAGAAAUUAGGCCUACUGACGUUAGUAAUAAUACUAAUACAACUAAGGCUCGCACCGCUAGUACUGUAACCGUUACGACACCUGGAAGUUCCAAGCCAUGCACCAGUACUAUUAUUUCUGAUCCUGUUUCUGAAAGUGGAGACACUACGUUUACACUUUUAAGAACACCUAUUUUGGAACAGCAUUCUAAGAUUCAGCAGGAUGGUCGUGUGCUUCCCACUACAGACUUCCCUUUCUUUAGACCUCAAAAUAGAAAAGUUCUACCUGACGUUCUCAAAAAAAUGAAAACAGGGUAUAAUAAUGGACCAUUAGGAAUGUUAAACAAAUGUGUUCAGAACCAAACACGAGUCAAAGUAUGGACAAGGAAUUUUAAUGAGUUAAGGGGCAUUUGCACAGGUUUUAUUGUUGCUUUUGACAAACAUUGGAACCUUGCCAUGGUGGAUGUAGAUGAGGUGUAUUUAAAACAUGCUAAAAGAAAGACUCCAUUUAUAUCAGAAGUAGCAUCACCUGAUUUUGAAGAGCAUGGUAUUGGAGUUAAUCUUUUGUGUGAUUUUGAUUAUUAUACAGAUUCAGAAUCUACACAAACAUUACAAUAUGAUGAUUCUAUUUCAAGACAAGAAACUUGUGAAGAGCUCUUUAAAGUUAGGGAAGAAAAAAGUUUUAUUGGUGACAGUAGCUUUUCUGAGUUUCAAGUCUCGCAAAGUAAAACACAAACUGAGAAUAGAGAAAAAAAUUUGAACAUUCAGUUUCUUUCAGAAAAGCUAGCCGCAUUGACUCAGAAGGACAAACAAAACACUGAAGAGUUAUCAGUAAAGCAACAUUCAAGUACUUCUCAAGCACCGUCCACAUCAGAAACUCGUAUAGCUGAAAAUAUACAUCAUAAAACUAAAAACACAACACAUAAACCUCAAAUAUUGGAUAAAUCUAACAGACCUUGUGCUGGACCAACAUGUACUAGACAGAGCUUAAUGGCCCAAAUGUUAUCUAGUGUUUCAACAGUUCAUCCAUUACAAGAUGCAAGAAGAAACAAGAAGCGUAACCUACCACAGCUAAUGAGAAGACAUGUCAAUCAGCUAUUUGUACGGGGAGAUAAUGUUGUUGUGGUUUCUAUAAUAAAAGUUUGAUAUUCAUUCUUUACA